This is a messenger RNA of Orycteropus afer afer, 2151 nucleotides long. RefSeq names its product phosphatase and actin regulator 4 (gene PHACTR4). Gene Ontology annotation, molecular function: actin binding. The record is from RefSeq and is a predicted model, not a curated record. Gene Ontology annotation, biological process: actin cytoskeleton organization; neural crest cell migration. Lineage: Eukaryota; Metazoa; Chordata; Mammalia; Tubulidentata; Orycteropodidae.
GCAGGCCGGCUCACUGCAGACCCUGGCAUGGUCUUGGACAGUGUGGAAGCAGGAGACACAACGCCUCCCACCAAAAGGAAGAGCAAAUUCUCAGGCUUUGGCAAGAUCUUCAAACCGUGGAAGUGGCGGAAAAAAAAAAGUAGUGAUAAAUUUAAAGAGACAUCAGAAGUUUUAGAGCGAAAGAUAUCUAUGCGAAAACCGAGAGAAGAGCUGAUUAAGAGAGGGGUUCUGUUGGAAGACCCUGAGCAGGGUGAUGAGGAUCCAGGGAAGUUGAGCCAUGCCAUGCUAAAGAACGGCCAUACCAUCCCCGUUGGGGGUGCAAGAUGUGCUAGUCCAGUCCAAGUAGAGGAAGAGCCCGAAAGAAUAGUAAGUCUUCGGAAGCCUUCUUCAGAAGAGGAUCCAAAGAAACGACUAGGCUCAACUGGAAGCCAGCCGGAUUCUGAAGCAGACUCUGUUCCUGAGAAUGCAUCCAAACAACCUUUACUUCCCCCAAAACGACCCUUGUCCUCUUCUCACGAAGCAAGUGAAAGGCAAUCAAAGGAGGCCACUUCUUCCAGCAGCACGACAAGGUCCAUCUCCUCCACUUCCGCCUCCACCACCACAGUGCCUACUGCCACCACCGUUGCCACGAACCUAGCAAAGAAUAUUAAUUCCUCUGUCACCCCUUUCCCAGCACCCAGGACUCUGCCUGCUGAUCCUGUCAGCAUUAACACUACUGCUACCCCAAGCCUGACCCAUACGGUCCCUACCAAGCAGCCCCCUAUCCCUCCCCCUAAACCAGCUCACAGAAAUAGCAACCCUGUCAUUGCUGAACUGUCCCAAGCAAUAAACAGUGGUACGUUAUCAAAACCAUCCCCACCCUUACCACCUAAGAGAGGCAUUCCAUCAACCUUGGUGCCCACCUCAGAGUCUACUGCUGCUGCUGCCAUCACAAAAGCACCAAGUGAUCAAAGAGAGAAGAGUACGGGCUCUGUGGGCUCUGUCCCGCUGAUGAUGAUCCCGCCACCUUCUCCAUCUCCCCCGCUGCCUACUCAUGUACCCCCAGAGCCCCCACGGUCCCCUCCGGUUCCCUCUAAGACUUUUCAAGUUGUGCCAGAAACUGAGUUUCCACCUUCUGUAGAUCUACCCCAAGAGAUACCUCAGCAGGAACAUCAGAAAAAGGAAGUACCCAAGUGGAUGUUGGAGCAUAGCUUUGGGGAGCCCCAUGUACCCUCUAGGCUGCCCCCACUCCCACUGCAUAUUCGAAUCCAGCAGGCCCUGACAAGCCCACUGCCCGUGACACCUCCCCUGGAGGGCUCUCACAGAGCUCAUUCAUUGCUCUUUGAGAACAGUGACAACUUUUCUGAGGACAACAGUACCCUGGGUCGGACCAGGUCACUUCCUAUCACUAUUGAGAUGCUGAAAGUUCCAGACGAUGAAGAAGAGGAGCAAACCCACCCAUCUGCAUUCACUGAAGACAUGGCACCUACCUCAGUCAUUCCUAAACUACCACAGUGUCUGCAGGAGGAGGAAGAAGAGAAGGAGAGUGACUCUGACUCAGAGGGUCCCAUUCGGUACCGAGAUGAAGAAGAGGAUGAAGAUGAAAGCCAACACAGUGCUCUGGCCAACAAAGUGAAGAGGAAAGACACACUGGCAAUGAAGUUGAACCACAGACCCAGUGAACCAGAAUUGAACCUGAAUUCAUGGCCCCGAAAAAGCAAAGAGGAGUGGAAUGAAAUACGACACCAGAUUGGGAACACCCUGAUCCGUCGACUGAGUCAAAGACCAACCCCAGAAGAACUAGAACAACGCAAUAUACUGCAACCUAAAAAUGAAGCUGAUCGUCAAGCAGAAAAACGAGAAAUUAAACGUCGUCUCACUAGGAAGCUCAGUCAAAGGCCAACUGUAGCUGAACUACUGGCCAGGAAAAUUCUGAGGUUUAAUGAGUAUGUUGAGGUAACAGAUGCUCAAGAUUAUGACCGACGAGCUGACAAACCUUGGACCAAACUGACCCCUGCUGACAAGGCUGCCAUAAGAAAAGAAUUAAAUGAAUUUAAAAGCUCAGAAAUGGAGGUUCAUGAAGAGAGCAAACAUUUUACACGCAGCUACUGUGCUGACGACAUUGAUAGGUACAACCGGACUGUGCUUGAUGUGGACCGCGUGCGGCAGUAA